Gaeumannomyces tritici R3-111a-1 is the source of this 2021-nucleotide messenger RNA. RefSeq lists its product as hypothetical. The record is from RefSeq and is a predicted model, not a curated record. The coding region runs from base 239 to 1771 and encodes 510 amino acids. The transcript has 3 exons. Lineage: Eukaryota; Fungi; Ascomycota; Sordariomycetes; Magnaporthales; Magnaporthaceae.
UGAAAAAAAGUGAGUUGUCUUGCCAUCUUGGUUUGGUGCAUGGAUUUCAGUCCGCAUGCAUCAAUCCUUGCCUGAUUUUCUAGCGCCAGAAAACCGGCGCAGAGAUCCAGCUCUAUACCUAAAAGAGCACAGCUCGUCAACUCGACCCCAAAGCCCCUCGACCUCGAUUUCACAGCCGUAAACUUGCCCCUCACUUCACUAAAUCUCGAACCGCGGGAGCAGUUAUCGGUCGCCCAACAUGUCUGCGGAUGAUCAGGUUUUCCUGGACGUUCUGUCCGCCAUCCCUAACGACAUCAAACGAUAUUCGACCGAGGUCGCCGACUUUGUCGACAAGCAUGUCGAGGUGGCGGCUGGGAUGCUGAGGGAGCAGCUCUCGACGGCCGACUGGAUCCCAGAGUCCUUCCGUCCACGCCCACUACCGCCCACCCCCUCCGCCCAGCUCCUUCCCCUCUCGGCGUACGAGCGGCUCGAGGGCUGGGUGCUGAGGCACAAGUUCCUCACGGGGCUUAUCGUCCUGGGCGCCGGCACCGCCGCGUACCGCACCUACCACAAGCAGUACAACCACAAGCCCCGGCGCGCGAGGCGUUCCCGGAACGGAGGGCGGGUCGAGGUGGUUGUCAUAGCCGGCAAGCCGAGCCUGCCCCUGGUCAAGUCCCUGGCGCUGGACCUGGAGAGGAGGGGCCACAUCGUCUUCAUUGUGUGCAACUCGGUCGAGGAGGACGCCAUUGUGCAGAGCAUGCAGCGAUCCGACAUCAAGCCGCUCGCCAUGGAUAUAGCAGACCCGCCGCUCGCAGGCGCCUCCAUCGAGCGCUUCGCCCAGUACCUCCAUGCUCCCCAUCCCCCCACAUCCAAAUCGAAACCAAUCCACCUCUCCCUAAAAGCCGUCAUCCUUGUUCCCUCGGUCACAUACCAGACUUCCCCGAUCGCCACCAUCCCUCCUUCCAGCUUCGCCGAUCUCUUCCACACGCACCUGCUCCACCCCAUCCUCACCAUCCAGUCCUUCCUCCCACUACUGACGGCUCGCCCGUCUCCUCCGCCGGUGUCUCCGGCCACUGCGGCCGGCGCAACCCCCGCGCCGAGCCCCACCGCCACCAGUCACAAUCAGGGCCCGCCAAAGGUCAUUGUCUUCACACCAUCCAUCGUCUCAUCCAUAAACCCGCCCUUCCACGCGCCAGAGGCUACUGUGUGCUCUGCCCUGUCGGCCUUCACCGAGGUCCUGACGGCCGAGCUGCGGCCACUCUCGAUCCCCGUCACGCACGUGCAGCUCGGCACCUUUGACCUCUCGGACUUCACGCCCGCCCUCAAGGCUGGUGCCGCCGCCGCCUCGCGCGCGGCCGGCCUGCUCACGGGCCCGGACCCGGCCGAGUCCUCGUGGCCUGAGUCGGCGCGCAACGCCUACGGCCGCAACUACACGGCGCAGUCCACGUCGGUCAUCGGGACCGGCACCGCCGUCCGGGGCCUGCGUGGCACCUCGCUGCGGGAGCUGCACACCACCGUCUUCGACAUCAUCAGCGCCGACCCGGCCAGGGGCGGGCCGCCCGAGAGCGUCCGCGUGGGCCUCGGCGCGGACCUGUACGGCUUCGUCGGCCGCUGGGUGCCCCGCGGCCUGGUCGCGUGGAUGAUGGGCGUCCGCAAGGUCGACAACCUGGCCGCGUGGCAGCCCUCGCCGUCCAUGAGCGGCACGCCCAGGUCCGGCAGCGAGAGCGGCGAGUUUGUCGCCGUGCCCGGCGGCGACUCGUCCUUUGUUACCGAGCAUGAUGUCUGGAAAUGAAGUCGACGACAUGAAGGCGGCGGGUAAACUUGUCAUUUAAUCGGCGCAUCACGGGUCACGCUUGCAUGUUUUCUUUUCUAUUCGUUCUGCUGCUAUGAUUAUCUGACCAGGUAUGGCUACGGAUGUAUCCAGUAUCCUGGACGCCACGAUAUACAACCCCUCUCAUAUGAAUUUCAUAAACAUCACGACGCUUUUGUAAUCAGUACAUAGAAACAAAAGUGACCACCUUCUGUCAAGGUGCCGAUAUCCA